UUCGUCAUCAGUCUACCUUGGAACGUCGUGAAGUAAGGGUGUAGCUUUCCUUCGUGAGAGGAUUUACAUGAGUGCUUCAAUAUGGAGUGAGAUAACUCGAUACAUCCCCAUGUGCACGUUGGAGCAAGAUGGUGAGAGAGACUCGGCAUCUCUGGGUAGGAAAUUUACCCGAGAAUAUAAACGCAGACAGAAUUAAGGAACAUUUCAAACGGUAUGGCCCCGUGCAGAGCGUCAAGAUGCUGCCCGGGGGCGUGGGUGGCGAGGAGGGCGGGCAGGGCAUGUGCGCUACGGUGGCUUUCAUGGACAUCUGUGCCGCGGCUAAGGCUCACAAGGCAGACAAUCGUUUGGAAGACCGCUGCCUUAAGACCACCUAUCACGAAGCCUCCCUGACCGCCCUCUCCUCGUCCCAGUACACCCCGGCCAUACACCACCUCCGCGAGCCUCCUGCCCACCCCUACACGCCCACGCCAUCCUCCGCCCCCAACUCCAGCAACCCAGGGCUCGCUUCUCGCAGUCCAAGGUUUUCAGGGUUGUCGGAGGAGCACAGUGGGUACGACCGUUCUAGUCACUUUUAUGAAGGCAGGAGAGAUGAGGGCCUCGGGUACAAUGGCCCAGGAGUCGGCCCUCCUGUGAUGCGCCGCACAUACCCCAAUGACCGGGACCAAGACUUCCCCUCCAGGGGACGCUUGCGAGCGUACAGCCGGGGCCCCUAUGGAGGAGGGAGGCCUGACCAGGGAGACUAUCAGUGGGGGAAUAGCCAGUACCGCUAUAUCCACCAGGACCCUUAUGUUGACGAUAAAGUGGUGGUGCGCAGAGGGACAGUGCCCCCUACGUCGGCCUCCCCUCCUCCCCUCCCCCGGUCCUCGGUGCCCCGGUCCUCCAGGAUCCACUCGGGAAGCAGCAACAUGAGCAAGAGGCGACCGGCCAGCAGAUCCGGCUCAGAGUCGCGAUCAUCAAGUAGGAGCAGCAGCAGUAGCAGCAGUAGUAGCAGUAGUAGUAGGUCAACCUCAAGCAGUUCAAGGUCACCCUCUCCAAGAAGGAUGAGCAUCUCCGGCCUGUCUGGCGGAGGACUCGUCAACUCCGGCGGUGUUGGUCUGACCUUGCCCCAGGAUGAGAAGAGACCGUUGGCCAUCUGUGUGAGGAAUCUUCCACCCUGGUCCACAGAAACAUCAUUGCGAGAAGGGCUGUUCCAUGACUACAAGAAGCAUGGGAAGGUAAUGGCUGUGCGUUUACAGGGUUCUGGCAAUGAACGCUUUGCUGUUGUCUGCUUUAAGAAGCCAGAAGAUGCAGAGAAAGCUCUUGAUGCCUCACGAGAGAAGCUUUUUUUUGGUGUCAAGAUCCAGGUUGCCCCACAUGAAGGAGUUGAGCUGGAUGAGAGUGAAUGUCGAGCUUAUGAUGUGGAGGUGGACGAGUACCAUCCCAAGGCCACCCGGACGCUCUUCAUUGGCAACUUGGAGAAGGAUGUCACAACAGAAGACCUAAAGAAGCAUUUUGAACAGUUUGGGGAAAUUAUUGAAAUCGACAUCAAGAAGCAGAGUGUGUCAACGUUUGCCUUCUGCCAGUAUUCCGACAUCCGCUCUGUGGUGAGAGCCAUGAGGCAGAUGGAUGGGGAGCAUUUGGGGGCCAACCGGAUCAAACUGGGGUUUGGCAAGUCAAUGCCAACCCGUUGUGUCUGGAUUGACGGAGUACCUGAAAACUUGACCGAGAAACAACUGUAUGAACAGUUUUCUCGGUUUGGGCAUGUUAUCCAUACCGUCAUUGAUAGGGAAAAAGGACAUGCUCUCAUCUUCUAUGACACUGAGAAAUAUGCAUCCAGUGCUGUAAUGGAGAUGCGAGGCAGAGUGUUGAAUGGCCGGAAGAUACAAAUUGACUUUGCUUCUCGAGAAUGCCAAGCUGCCUUUUCUGAGCACCUGUCCAAGCAAGGUCCUUCAGUGCCCGCUGAACGGCCGUGGGAGCGGCGGGAAAUUGAGAAGGAGCCUGGCAGGUAUGAGGGCUCCACCACUAGAUACAGCAGAUAUGAACGCACCAGGAGAGAUGGGGCUCCGUUUUCUUCCCGGCCCACUUCCAACAACAGAACGUCUGCCUAUAACUCUACCAACACUCGGACCAGAGGGAGAUACGAGAAUUAUGAUGAGUUUCCCCCUGGGAGAAGUUAUGAUGAAUUCAGCCAAGGCAGUGGGGCUUCAUACGAAGACUCUUAUGAAAGAGAGCUUCGUGAAUAUGCUGGAAGCCAGAGGUACGGUGAUGGUGUUGGGGGUGUUGCCACUACCAAUGCUGUAUCAGGAAAUAGUCGGAGGCACAGCUACAGUCCUGCAAGGAGGCGAGACGAUCCCUCACCAGGCUCCCAGCGAGCUCAUUCUAGAGAUCGCAGCAGCCUAAGUCCAUCGCCUCGUGUCUCUUACGAGGACGGCGAGUCGGGGGGUCGUCGGACUGGCCGGCGCUCCACCAGUGACCAUGACAGCUUUCAUAGCCAGUCUCCUCCUGGGUCUCGCACUGCCUCUCCUCCUCCGCCAGCACGGCCGUCAAAAGGCAGUUCUGCUGUGACGUCGCGUCUAGCGCCGCCCAGGUCACCGGGCACCCCCAUAGCUGCGUCUCCAUCACGGGAGGUGACCCUGCUGGAGGACAGGUCCCUCCCCGACCCUCGGGAUUACCGAAGACGCACCAGUGACCUGAAGGAUCUGGUGGUGAGGGUCAGUGAUGGCAGACGGCCCACCCCUGCUGCACCUGCAGAGUCACCUCACCGCUCCAGCGCCCAUCGGCUCCAUCGCUCGUCCCACACUGAGGAUGGGGAGGAUGUGGUGAGCAGCAGCAGUGGAGGUGCUAGUGGCCCUCAGGACCCCAGGCUGGUGCACCGCAGACUGACCGAAGAUCCUGCUUCCUCCGGGGAUGAAAGACCCUCGGACCAGGAGCGCCCUCAUAAAAAGCCGCGUUACAAUGAUGCCAACUAUGAGAAGGUGGUCAGUGUAAAGCGAUUAGCCGAUAGCAGUGAUUCCAAUAUAAACUUUCGGCGACCUCAUGAUGCCCGGAGGGAAGGGAGGGUGGUAAGGCGAAGUGGGGAGACUUUACCACACCCUUCCAGGCAGUCUGAGGAAGUCCACGAUCCUCGCUAUCGGAGAUCUUCUGUAUCUGAUGCGGACGAUACACACUGGCGCCGCGAUGCCAUUCAUGUGUCUUCCUCGUGUGACGCUCCUGCAGACCACAGUGAUGCCAGUCCACCCGGCACCCCGGUCCGGGACGAGAGGGACGACUCGUCCGACCCCUUGCGCCACACGUCACACCACCACCACCACCAUCACCACCACAACCAUCACCAUCAUCACCAUAGAGAUCGGUAUCACAGCGUUCCCCUCUCUCUACCGCUGCCAAGGUUUGCACAACAAGUCCGUGCCCACCUGUCCCCACGUGCCGCCUCCACUUCCCCUAAAGGUGCAAGCUUGUUGAGGUCUCCGCCCUUCAGCGGGGGAGUGGUGUCAGCUGUCAGAGGAGACUCAAGAGAGGUUGGUAGUGCUGUGGUUGACACUCCUCUCUCACCAGGCCCACGGGACAGCCCCUCCGACUCAGAAGAAUCCCCUCUUCCCUCUCCCUGUAGCCCUUCCAUUGAUUUAGAACAGCGAAUCCGUGCUCUUGACGAAAAGUACGAAAAGUGGUCUGGGUCCUCAAGAGUGGUUGGUAACAACUUGCCUGCAUCAGGAAAUGAAGCUGGUAGUGAUAAUGGAAACAGUGCAGCUGUCAGUGGAAAUAAAAAUGCUCGAUUUGCAAGAAUACUUGAUCUUGAGGAAUUGCGGUCACAGCCGUCCGAUAUUGUUAAAUCUCUUCUUUCAAAAAGGUCAGUCUUUGAUGAGGAUAGUAAGCGACUGGAAAACGUUGGUGAUAAGUAUGAACCCAAGCCCUUCACGUCAGCUCCACGCACCAGUAGGGCAGGGAGUGUCAUGCCAAGCCCUCCUCUGGUCAACACACAUCUUCCUCGCCUUCCUUCUACCCCACCAGCUGUGCCCUCUGCCACACCCAUCAGCAGUCUGCCGGGUGUCAGAUUAUCCAGUCAGCAGGCACAGCUGCAACAGCCUGUCACUUCAAGUCCUUCACAAGUUCCUAGGGUGUUUGUAUCUGUCCCGCAGGUCAGUAAGUCUCAGGGAUUGUCACCGCUACAUAGACCUGCGGUUUCUCAGGCAGUGCGCCCACCUGCCUCCAGCCCUGGCUUUAGUCCUGGUGUCAGUCCCGGUGUCAGUCCUGCCCACCCACCACACAUGUCUCCAGUAACACCAGUCAGCCCUGCACCUCCUAUAACUACCACCUCUUCCAUCACUACUGCCACCAGUACUACCUCAGCAGUCACGCCUCUGAGGCGUGCUCCCGGGACACCUCGAGCAGUCCGGUUAGACUUGCCAGCAGCCGCGGGAGAUGUGGAGGAAGUGUUGGAAGAGGAAUCACCAGGUGGAGUUGUAACAGUUGUAGCCGAUACACGAGUGACAGGCGUGGUGUCCGUUACGGAGUCUGUCUCGAGCAGCAAAUCUGUGCUGACAACCACCUCCAGCCUCCAACAGCCACUGUCCAGCCCUGGUGCACGACCUGACCUUGAUGAGUCUGCACCACAUAAUGUACCUGAGAGGAGAGGUAUUAAUUCUCUCCCAUUAUUAGUAAAAGAAGAACCUCAUACUGAGGAGGCUGAGGACCCUGUACUACAAAGAGUCAAGGUAGAGCAGCCUAGAAUAGAGGAUGCUAAAACCAAAGAUUGUGUAAGGGAAGUUAAUGAAUGUAAGGAAAUGAUCAUAGCUGUUGCCUCAGAAAGCCUUCCUUCACUAGUUAAGGAGGAACCUGUUGCAUCAGAAACUAUAAAGAAUGAGCCAUUGAAAGUUGAAAGCUAUAAACCAGAGUCUAUAAAGGUUGAACCUGUAAAGGUGGAGAACAUCAAGGUGGAAGCAGUGAUGAAGUGUGAAGCCAACAACAAAGAACUCACCAACAACCAUAAACGCAGACACAGCAGCAUUGAAAAUGACCCCCGUUACAAAGUGGAUGUCAAAUCCUUUGAGCCGGACUCCAAGCGUGUCAAGUAUGACGACGAAGAGAAGAUACUUAGAGAGAAGGUGGGCAAGGAGAGAAGGGACUCACGCGACACCAGAGAUAAUAAGAAGAGUGAAAGGGAAAAGAAAAACAGGGGAGGAAGGCGAGAGGAGCUCCAAGAAAACCACAGUGAUAAAAUCAACAACAGGACUUGUGAAAUUAUGGAGAAUAAACAGAAAAGAAAACCCUGCGAGAAUAAAAUGGAAGACAAGAAAGAAGACACCCAUAAGAAAGAAGAGAAGAAAGACAAAAGGAAAGAAAAGAUCGAAGAAAAGCCACACGACAAAAUUGAUCCUCGGACGUUGGAUAAGAUUUGUGAGAGGAAGAAUGAAGACCGGAAAGACAACAGGAAGGAGGAAAAGAAAGAAGAAAGGAAGGAGGAACGAAGGGACGAAAAGAGAGAAGAAAAAUACGAUGACAGAAGAGACGAAAGGAGGGAAGAGAAGAAAGAAGAGAGGAAAGACUCCAUCCGAGAAGAGAGAAAAGAUCCUUUCCGAGAAGAAAGGAAAGACUCCAUUCGAGAGGAGAGGAAGGACUCCAUCCGCGAGGAAAAGAAAGAAUCCCUUCGAGAGGAAAGGAAAGAAUCCAUCCGAGAAGAAAGAAAGGAAUCCAUCCGAGAGGAGAGAAAGGAUUCUAUACGAGAAGAAAGAAAAGAUUCCCUUCGAGAGGACAGAAAGGACUCCAUUAGAGAAGAGAGAGUUAAGAGUGAAGGCGACAAGAGGCGGCACAGUGAAGACAAGAAAUCUGAGCUUCGUGAGCAGAAACACAAAGAGAGGAAAGACAAAUUCAAGGAGAAGGAGAAGCUCAAGACUUCCUCAACAUCAAGGUAUGAGAAAGAAGCCGAAAAAGAACGGAUACGAGAGAAAGAAAGAGAAAGGGAGAAGGAGAAGGAGAGAGAACGUGAAAAAGAGGAGGAAAAGGAGAAGGAAAGAGAGAAAAUGUUGGAGAAGGAGAGAGAAAGGGAAAGAGAAAAAGCAAUUGAGAAGGAAAAAGCUGCUGAAAAGGAGAGAGAAAAGAUGCUCGAGAGAGAACGGGAAAGAGAAAAGGCAAUGGAGAGAGAAAGAGAAAAGGCCAUUGAGAGAGAAAAGAUGGCUGAAAGGGAAAGAGAAAAGGUCCUUGAAAAAGAACGGGAAAAGGCCAUCGAGAGAGAGAGGGAAAAGGCCGCUGAGAAGGAAAGAGAAAAGGCUGUGGAGAAGGACAAGAAGAAGUCCUCAGAAAAAGAAAGGGAGAAAAUUGACAAAGAAAAGGUUUAUGAAAAGGACAGAGACAAAGUUCAAGAAAAGGAACGGGACAGAGACAGAGACCGGGAGAAGGACAAGAUGAGGAGCAACGAGAGACCCCGAGACAGGGACAAGGAGAGGGUACCAAGGGUGAACCACCGUGACGCAACAGAACGAGCUGAUGGAAGGAGAGACAGCAGACACAACAAUGACCGCCACACCGACAAGCGCAGGGACUCUCGGCAUGAAGCGUCCGUAAGACACCACCACAGGUCCUAUGAUAGCCAGGACACCAACGAUACUGCUUCCAAACACAAGAUGCGCAAGACACGCCUCCUGGACACGGAUGAGGAGGACACCCCGGAGGCCAGCAAGGUGUCCUCCAUCCACUACUCCAGUAGCGAGGACACGAUGAUGCCCAACCAUGAGCCCUGCGCCACACGCAUUGAUGACUCAACCCACCGCCCUGACAAAGCAACAGAAGCCCUGCGGGAGGAGUCGGAGGAGAGGCGGGUGGAACGUACAAGAGACAACCGGCGGCGAAAACAUGACUCGGGUAAAAGUGACAAGAGUGACGGAGAAGCCAAGUCGAAGGUGAGCCUGAGCAGAGUGAAAACAACUCCUCCUCAGGCUGUACGACCAAAGCCCUGCCUUGACUCCCAUGAACCCCAGGUGGCUCCCAGUGAUGUGCCAACCUCUGAGGAUGAGGUGUCUAGGGCCAAAGUCACUCCAGCUUCCAGACGAAACAGUACCAGCAAUAAGUCUCACCCACAGCAUGGAAGAAUAGGAGGGACUGGUCAGAAGAAUAAGCAUGUAAACAAGGCAAAGUCUAUAUUUGAUCCUGAGACGGAUUCGUGUGGCAGUCUGACAGGAUCUGGAGGAGAGGAAGACGGGGAGGAGGAGCAGGCACCAAAGAAACAUUCAAUCUUUGACAUCCCUGCUGACGAUGGCAAGUUUGACAUGUACGACAAAGUAAAGGCAAGACGGCUGAAAAGGCAACAGAAACAAGAGGAGGAGAGGCGGCAGCAAGAAAUGAAGCAGUUGCAGAUGCAGAAAUAUCGCCAACAUCAAAGAGCAAGAAAAGAAAAGAAGUCCAUUCAGCCUCUUCACUCUGACAUCUCUGACUCUGAGGAAGAAGGGGAUGGCCACAACCGCGGUCAGAAGCGAGGCCUCGUCAGACCAACCAGCUCAGACGAGGAUGCUCUGCGAAAGAGACGGUCGAUCCACCUAACCUCUGACGAGACUGAUGAAGAUUCCAGAGAAGUUAAAAAGCAGAUGGUAAUUGGCUUGAAGAAAGAUCCAAAGAAUAAAUUAAGGAACAUUUUGGUGUCAGACAUAACCACAGAUGAAGAAGUGACCAUGAACUCUCCAAACUACCAUAGUGGAACUAGGUCCAACUGCAUCAAUGAUGAGUCUGUUGACAUGGUCCACAGUCACCCAGGCAAUAUGUUUAUUGACUCUGAUACUGAGAGUGACGCACACAUCAAGAGGCCCAACAAGUGUGUGCGGCCGCCCGAAUCAGACAGUGAAGUGUCUGACGUUUCCUCUCAUACCAAACCACCUAAGCCAGCAGCCAGGGUGAAGGUUCGAGACAAGGAACGGAAGCCUAGCCGUAUUCGGGAGAAAACAAAGAAGGGCAUAAGCAUCAGCAAAGAGAUCAUCACUACUUCAGAGGACAGCGAUGCAGCGAUGCCAUCCGAGGACUCCCGACCCGUCAGACCCAAGGUCAAGGCGGAAGCAGUGGAGAUCCGACACGACAAGACCCUCUCUCAGUUGCAGAGAGAAAGGAAACGCACAACUGAGAGUACCAUUGUCAGGGAUAAAAUUCCUUCAAAGAAAGAUGAAAGGAUGGAAAUCAUAUUUGGUCAUAUAUCUGAUGAUUCAGAUCCUUCUCCGAACUUACCAAAUGUCUGCUCUGCAUCAGCCACUGCGAAAAGGAAAGGCUCCACCUCCUCAGGAACUUCUACAGCCCCUCCUCCUCUGUCUCCCGCCCAGACGAGACUCACUGUCGGUGAAGUCUACGAUUCAGAUUCUGACGAUCUUCACAUGAUACCGGCAUCCAGUGCACCAAAACACACUCACAUGCAUGGAAAGCCAGCCACACAGGAAGUGUCUCCAAGUACUGAAAGUAAGAUGGAAAAUAAGGUUGACAGCAAAAUGCUAGACUUCAAAACAGAGGAGCGCAGAAGCAUAAAGAAGGAAAGACCGCGGCAUGAUCCACCACCUCCCCCACUAGAUGGACUGAGAACAGUUAUGGAAGUGGAGAAGAGUUGUAGUGGCAAUACCAUCACCAACAAUGCUGCCAGUCCUAGCAUGACUUCUGUAAAUACUAGUCCUGUUGAAGAAAACAGUAGAACAGAUGUGAAAAUGCCAGUGACCAAAGAGGAUCAUGAGUACCAUGACUCGGAGGCUAGCAUCAACUUGGACAUAUUUCGAAUCACUGACGAAGACUACAGUGAACAAAGGGACAAGGAACGCAAGGACAGGAAAAAGAAAAAGAGGCAGAAAAGAGACAAGGACGGCAGUCGUGGUCGGAGGCACCAUCGCCGCGUGGAGGAAGACCGUGUGGGUGAACACAAAGUGGAUCACCAUGGCAUUGAACAUUCCUCUUUGUUAUGUUUGGAUGCAGCUUCUCCCCAGUCACAGGAAAUGCCAUCACCGCGUUUACUCAGUCCCCAAGAAAAGGUAAAAGUAGAUCAUAGAGCACCUGUUCCACUCAGCAGUCCUCACAGCCCACCAGUAGCUGCUCAGCCUGCUACCCCCCUUAGCACUACCACUAAGUGUGCACCAAAGAGUCCUCCAGAACCACCCCCACACCAGAGUCCUCACACUCACACCCUCACACACGAUACUCAGGAAUUAGUAGAAUCCAGAGAGAGCAGUGACAUCUGUGACCUGAAGGAGAGCCGCAGCCCACACCCCCUUGCCACCCUUCCUCCCGAUGCAGCAGAGUCAGCAGUACAAAGUCUUACCACUCAAGUACCCUCUUCAUCACCUUCAACAGGGAAUGAGCCAAUAUUUGAGGACAUCACUGAAGCCUCUAAUCUUAGUGCUCCAGAAUCCACUGUUGAUCCAAAUGCUGCUGCAAACGGGAAAGCUUCAAGGGCUGUCAUCUCCCAGGAAGAGACACUCAAUGCUGUGGCCGGCCUCCUGGCGGCAUGCUAUAAUAACUACAGUGAUGAUGCAAGUGUGCAGCCAAAUGUUGAAGAUACCAUAAUGCCGCCAGAAAAUCCGGCAGUUGCUGAUGAUGCCUUUGAAGAGGCCCAAAAGGCUGCCCAGAUGUUGCAGUGUGAAAUGCCAGGAGAUAGAGAGGAUGGUUGGUCUCAGCCACCACCCCACAAUCCACCAACCUCUCCUGUCAAGAGUACAGAAGAGCCGGAGCCACAGCCAUUGGUGCCUCAGGAGGACAUGGAAGAAGGACAGACUCCUGAAGCAGAGGAAGGGAGGUAUGCACAGCUGCCGCCAGACAGUCCAGGGUCUGUUCAGUCUGAGCCUCCACUUCAGAUUGACGAAGAUCAGCCUGAUCCUACGGACGAUGGAGACUCUUCCAUGCUGACCGCCGAAGACCAAGAAGAUCAGAACAACACUCGGCAUACAGAAAGCGAGUCCAGGAGUCAGUGUCCACCCUGGUCAUCACCACCUAGUGUCACUGCUCCAGAACUGAAGAAAGACAUUGUUAGUGAGAGUAACGACCAAAAGGCAGUGCACUCAGGAAAGGAUGAGAAGGUUCCUCAGAGUCCUGCAGUUCCUUCUCAAAAGUCCACUGACAGUAGCAGUUCAGUAGGUGCUGCCUCGGAGGAACAGAGUCAACUAAAGAGCAGUGGUCCUGAAGUGCCGGUCUCCUCUUCCACUCAGUCAGCAGUAAAGCUGACUGCUGAGGCAACCUUACCAUCAGCAGUAGUGCCACCUUCAAAAACACUUUCCACACUCUCAGCUAGAAAAUACCUGUCAUCUUCAUUGGAUUCUACUAAAUGCAUAGAAACACCAAAGUCCACAACAAUACCAAUUACUAGCACUGUAACUUCCGUACAGUCAUUAUCUGUUGUAGAGAAGCCUGAUAUGGUCUCUUGUAAACCAAAGGAGCCACCACCUCCACCUGUCACUGUAGCAUCACCUUCUCAUAAGAUGGAAAGUUUUGUGUCAGAGAGUUCAGUUGUGUAUUCCACCUCCACCUCAAGUCACACAAAUUCCUUGUUAAGCACUUCAAGCACCACCAUCACUACCACAUCUUCCCUUUCUGCUUGUUCUCGUGUUGUAGAUGAUGUUACUAAAGGAAAAGUAGAUAAUAAUCAAAUAAACAGAAGUGAGACUGUUUCUAGGACAGAGCCAAAUUUGCCUAUCACCAUUCCAUCACACAUUUCUCCAAGAGUAUCCAGUGUGUUUUCAAAGAAUUCAGUGAACACUCCUGUGUAUGCAAGCCCAAAAAUAGUUUCCCCAUCAUUGUACUCCCAGGUUUCCUCUGCAGCACCUUGCAUCACUACAGCCUCAUCAAAGCCCAGUGUCACUCCUGUUUCAGCUUCAGUGUCAUUGGUCAAAGCCACUCAGCCUCCCAUUCCCACCUCUUUUGCUGUAUCCACCUCAGUUUCUGUUCCAGCUCAUAGCAGUGCGGCCACCUCAGUUGUGACGUCCUCUGUUGCAACGGUUGCUUCAGUUCAGACUCCUCCUAUGCUGCCUCCUCCUCAACACACCAUGCCUCCUCUGUACAUCCUCCCUUACCUACACAUCCUCCCACCUCUACACAUACACACACCCCAUCCUCUACACAUCCUAUCUCCUCCAUACAGCUUCCCUCUUCUGUUCAUCCUUCAUCCUCUGUACAUCCUUCUUCCUCAAUACAUCCUUCUUCUUCUGCUUACCCAUCCUCUCUGCAUCCUUCUGCUCAUCCUCCCUCUUCUGCUGUUCCUCCUUCUCCUGCCCAUCCUCCCUCUUCAAAACAUCUUCCUUCAUUACAUCCUCCCUCCUCCGUACCUCCUUCCUCUUCUGCACACCCUCCCUCCUCCACACAUUCUCCCUCCUCUUUACCUUCUUCCUCUUCUGCCCAUCCUCCCUCCUCUGCCCAUCCUCCCUCCUCUGCCCAUCCUCCCUCCUCUGCCCAUCCUCCCUCCUCUGCACAUUCUCCCUCCUCUGCACAUUCUCCCUCUUCUGCACAUCCUCCCUCCUCUGCACAUCCUCCCUCCUCCACACACCCUCCCUCCUCUUCUCAUCCUUCCUCUUCUGUACAUGCUUCCUCUUCUGUACGUCCUUCAUCUUCUGUUCAUCCUCCCUCUUCUACUCAUCCUCCUACUUCUGUACAUCCUUCAUCUUCUGCUCAUCCUCCCUCUGUACAUUCUCCUUCCUCUGUACAUGCUUCCUCUGCAGUACAUCCUCCUUCCUCCAUACAUCCUCCAUCAUCUAUACACUCGCCCUCAUCAACUAUACAUUCCCCCUCUUCUAUACAUUCUCCCUCACCUGUACAAGUGUCAUCAGGUUCCUCCUCUUGCUCACUCACACUUCAUCGUCUCACCUACUACACCAGAUACCAUUUCAGUGUCAAAAUGUACCCCUCCCAUGCCAACCCCCACUUUCAUACCUGUACCCAUUACUGGACCUGUUCCUCCAUCAGUACCUGUUCCAGCCAAAGAACCCAAAACAGCUACAGAGCCUUCUGAAAUCAUUGACACAAAACUUAUCCUUAGUAAAGCAAAUGAUGACAUUAAACGUGAUUCAGAUAAGAUAACCGAACCAUUUAGCAGUGACUCAUUAUCUACUAGCAUACCCUCCUCUAUAACAGACAACAAAGUAAUUGAUUCAAAGAGUAAUUUAGAGCCACAGAUAACAAUGAAUAUGACAGGAAAGGCAGAUAGUGUUAUGAUACAGGCAAAAGAAAUUGAAGGUACACCCUCUGUUAGUGGAAGGCCCACCUCAGAUACCAUUAAAAUUGAGGGACCAAGUAGUAAUAUGUCUGUCGAAAAUGCUUUGGCUAAUCUUCAGACCAUUGUGAGUGAGACGGCUACUCAGCCGGACCUGGAGAAAGCGUCGCAGCCUGACAGAGAAGAGGCAUCCCUGUGCAUGAAGGAGGAGUUCAGCAGCGAAGACUUGCCGCCCAAACCAUCCAGUCCGCCGCAGCCACAAGAUGACUUUGCAAAGCUGGAACAAGUUUGCUCUGAAAUUCAAAACCAAAACCAAGAUUCAACCCCAGAAAACAAGACCAUUGAGUCUGAAGGCAUAUCAGAAAUUGGAGACAAGGAUGCAAAGAUUGAAGACCGUCUGGCCACCACGCCCCGCGGCCGAGGGCGAGGCCGCGGCAGACGCGGGGGAAGGAAAGGUGCCGAGGUGCAGGAAGAUGUGCCAGGUACCGGUCUGCCAGUCACACGUUCUGGGGCAGCCACUCGCAGUAAAGGUCGAGGACGGGGACGCAACACACGCAACAGUGAGAGUCAGAAGGACGGGGUUCAGCCCGACCCUGGCACUCCUGCUCCUGUGGACAAGGCUCUGCCAGAACCAAGGCGCAGCAACAGGACCAAGAGGGCGCGCCGACACCCGGACAUGGUGGACCACGAGGAGACCAGUGGGCGGAGACGAAGGGGUCGGGGCGGUCGAGCUGUUCAGGUAGAGGAGAGCCGCCCUGUGCCCACUCCUGCAGCCUCUGAUGUAUAUGACUUUCAUGAAUCAGAAGAUGAAGAUAUCAACUUGGGGCUUGCUAAGCCCAAGAUCAAAAAGGAACCGACACGGGCUGUUGUCAAUCGCAGUCCGGUCAAGCCCGAGAUGGAAGAAGUUCGCAGAGUGGAGAGUGACGACAUGCGCUCUGCAAUUCCAACAACCAGAAGGUCGGGACGCCUGCGUGACAAGGUACCUGAGGAUGACCUGGCAGUGGAAGGUGAAGAUGGCAACACAAGUGAAUCUAUAGUUAUACUAGAUAGUGUUUCUACUGCACAGCCAUCACCUGUACCCACCACUGUACCUAUUGCCUUACCAACGAGCUUUGCCCCUGUUACACAAAUCAUUCCAGGCAGAGGAAGGGGCAAAGGUAAACAUCGUGAUAUAGACAUUAAGUGUGACGGCGACCUGGACGACGACCUGACAUCCCGCAGGAGUCCACGUGGCCGCUCUCGCCCUCUAGACUCACAGCUGGAAGGUGAAAAGCCUGGAUUUGGUCCACCCAUGACCAUGUCCACCAUCAGCACGGCAGCCACAAGCCUAACCACUGUGGGAAACACACCAACACCCGGUGGAACCGCCUUGGUGACGCCAUCGGCCGAAGAACGCAAGUCCGAGGCUGAACUUGUGGAUCCUGUGACAGGCGUUGUGACAAGAGUAAAGGUGUGUGAAGAAGAGCAGUAUGUCAUUGAUAGUGGAGAGGCGGCAUUACUGCCAACAUCUCAUCCUCUACCAAGUACAGAGAGUCACUCCAAGCCAGUAUUUGUUCCUGCAACUGUCAAUAGCAAUAAUAAUGUAACCACUACCAGUUGUGCCGGUGUAGAAGUACCUCACAUAACCACAAUGGGAAGCUGGUGCAGACCUGGUGUAACAAUGACUGUUGUCAGCAGUAAUGUAGUCAGUCCGCUGAUGAGUGUGGGACGUGACAGGGAAGUUAGCGUUGAGCUGGUGACGCGGCCGCCUCGUCCCUCUCUUCCAGUCACAACACAGUCAAUGGGAAGUGUUCCCACUCUAGUGCCCACGAUGUCGGUCAGUGCCUCACCCAGUGCGACGCAUGCCAUUGCCUCGGCUCACCAGCCAACGCCUGUCCAUUCCAACAUGUCAGCUGUGGUGACUCUAGGGGCCACAUCACGCCCUUCAGCACCUGCGUCAGUCUACCUCAGCAAGAUAAAACCUGGCCAGCCACCUCUAUCACAGCAACAGCAACAGCUGCAGCCACAAAUGCAACAGCAACCAAUUUCACAACAGCAGCAGAACUUGCAGCAGCAGCGAUUACAACCAAAGCAGAUGACACCGCAACAGCAAAUAGCCUCUGUACCUCAUUCCCAGCCACAGGUGAAGUCUACACAGAUAAAGAGUGUGACCGUCGUCUCAACUCCCAAACAACUGGGAAACCACGUACGCAAGACCAGCGUGGGUACACCCGUGUCAGCUUACUAUCCACAGAAGUCCAUACAGACGAACCCAGGAGUGACACUCAGUCCUGUUGUGUCUCGUCCUGCUGUUGUGCCCAAGACCACUACCACCACAGUCAGCAGUCAGCCGCUGUCUUCUGAAUUGGUCAUAGAAGGACGCUCCCAUCCUUCAGCUCCAGCAGGAACAUAUGAGCCUCCACAUCCCAGAGUGGCUCCCACCUCUGCCAUUGAAGACACUCCAGGACACUCCAGAGUAUUUUUGGAAGAGAAACGUCCUGUUCACAGGGAAUACAUUGGGAUGGGAGUUCAUCCACGUUACAGCAACCAGCCGUUUCUGGAACCUCCGCGGGUUGAUGUAACCAGGUUAUCGGGCUCAUCUCCAUCAACUCCAUCUCCUGCUGGCAGGACACACGAGUCAGAACCCCACGCCCCAUCCCACCAUCCUGCCAUAGCCGGAUAUGAAAUACAUGCUGUUGCUGCUGCUGCCCACAGUCACAGUCCAGCUGCCCCAAUGCCUGCUACCUCUGUCCCAGCCACCCCUAAGAGUGGCCUGAGUCACUUCUAUCAUGUUGGGGAUGUUGGAGAGUACCAGCAGCAACAUGUGGCUCUCCACCACCCCCACCAUCCCAAACAACUUAGUGGUGCGGGUGGUGGGGGUGGGAGUAGCAGUGGUGGUGGAGGAAGUGGAGGUGCAAGUGGAGGAGGAGGCAGUAGUACUGGCAGUACUAGUGGAGGAACUGGUAGUGGCAGUGGUGGUGGUGGUGGUGGUGGUGGUGGUAGUAGUGGUGGUGGUGGUGGUAGUGGUGGAGCUGGAGAGCGCUACCGCACGUCACCUCCGCUGUCCACUCCGCCCUCCGCUCACACUCCCCCUCCGGCCCACCAACAUUCCCACCAGGGUGAGAUGAUGCGCAAUGUUCCCCCGCAGUACUUGCAGCAACUCUACCCAUCACAGUACUACCAGAUUUAUGGUGGGGAAAAGAUAAUAACACCAAUGCCACUGGACAUGAAGUUGGAGAAAGGUGAGUCUGAGAAGCACGAGCCACGCUCCGGCACUGGCACCCCUGGCCCUGCUGACUAUCCUCCUCGGCCGAGUGGAGCACCACCAGCAGCGACUCUGGUCCCACGGGGGCAAUCCUCCCCACAUGUGAUGGCGUCUCCACACCACGACCGCUCUACUGACUCUCCACAGGUGGCCAUGGUAUAUUCGAGGCUGUACGACCGCUACUAUUACCCUGGAAGAGCUGGCACUCCUGGGGCGCCUGGCUCAGCAGAACAUGAAGCCCGCAGCCACAUCUCCUCCCCAUCAGCUCCCCCACAUGUGUACCAGACCAUCCCACCCUCUGACGUUCACCACCAGUCAAUGGUCCCAAUAUCCUCCCAGCAGUUCUCAUCUCAACAACUUCCACCGCAGUUACAAGUUCUGCUUCAGGGAUCAGACAUUACUUGGGUUGGACUGCUUGGGCUCAAACAAGAUCAUGCCGCCGUGCAGAUGUUGUAUGUGUCAGGCAGCAAUGACGUGGCCCGGGGAGCCCUGCGUGUGCACCCUGAUGGCUUCACUUCUCCUAUUAGAAUUGGACAACGUAUGAGACUUGAACAGACACAACUUGAAGGAGUAGCCAGAAAAAUUCAGAUGGAGGCUGAACACUGCAUGCUGCUGGCUGUUCCACAUGGACGAGACUCCUAUGACUUCAUUCAGCAGCAGAACAGCCUCCGCAAUGGCAUCAUCAACUACCUGAUAAUGAAGCAGGCUGCUGGCAUUGUCAAUGUCUCGGCGCCAGGAACACACCAGCCUGCCUAUGUGGUUCACAUCUUCCCACCGUGUGAUUUUGCCAAUGAAAACCUUGCCAGAAUUUCACCGGAUUUACUACACCGAGUGGCAGAGAUUUCCUACCUGCUGGUGGUGAUUGCCACCUGCUAAUUGGACUUCUCUCCGUCUCUGACCCCAACAAGACUUUGAGCAGCAGUUCAGUAGUUCACUUGUCUGUCUCGCCAAACUGAUUAUGACUUGCAGUAUCAUGUUUUCCACUUUGAAGUACAUGGAAGCUACAUAUCCGAAUGGGAUUAAAAUUUCAAAUUGAAUGGAAAGUUCCUAAAAUAUUAAAUUGUGGGUGUAUUAAUUUGUAAGGAAAAAACAUUCUGGAAACUAACUUGGAAAUUAGUUAAAACUUAGAGCAAUUAACAGUUAUUAUCUGACGAUGGAUACGCUUAUUGGACCAAAAAGUUUGCACAAUGUGUUUUCAGACAGUGCAUUGGAAAAUGAAAAUUAAUUGUUGGAAAACAAUGAGUGUUUGUGGACAGUGUACUGUGUAAAGGGCAGGUGUAUGUACUGUACAUUGGUGAGUGAUGCUUGUUGUGAGCUAAGAGAAAAAGUGUUGAUAGUAUCAAAGAAAGAAUUUAGUUUUCAUUAACUUUGUAAUUACUGAGAUUCCAAAUUUGGUAAAUGUAAUUAGUUUUGAAUAAUUUCCUCAGAACAAGACAUUUAAAGAUGCCUUAAUACAGGUGUGAUUUAUAUGAAAAUGAGAAAAAAAAGAGCAUUUAUGAGACAUUAAACAGGAAUACAUGUUGUGUUAGAAGACUGUGGAAAUGAUAGAUUAAUGUCACUGUUGUGUUUUUGACUGUUUUGUGUAAGCAGCUUGCAACAUCCAGAUGUUCCUUCAACCACAAUGUAUAUGAACAUAUUAUCAGUCAGCAGUGGUGUGGCCAAGUAUGGUGCAGGGGCCUUGUCUGUUAUGCUACACUGCUGCUUUAAAAGGAUGCACUGAAGGACAUACCAAAUAAACAUUAUCAUGACUCACUUCACAAGAGUGAUGUAUGAGUGUUGUGUAAGUUGUGCAAGACACAAAUUUUGUGUGGCCUAACCAGCCCUGGGCCCAAUGGUGCCCACAUGCCGCCUAUGGUAUUUAGAUGAACUGUAUAGUUGUACAUAUUGACAUGAAUUGUAGAAUAAUUCUUUUUUACUAUUCAUUUUGGUGGAACUGUACUUAAAGAAGCUGCCACAACCACCAUCAUGAAGAGGUGAUUCACACACAGCUUGAUCUUGAAGCACAGGUGAAGCUGUGUGUAUUUCCAAAUGUUAUUCAUGUGUGCACACUGCACUCAGGGUGGCUGUGUGCAGCAUGCUGUUAUUUUGUGUGCAGAUCUACGCAUGAAGUCACCCUGAUUUAUUUAUUAUCAGCCAUCUUGAUCAUAAUUCAUCCAUCUCAUCCACACUCCCCCUCAUAAGCAAUGCUCUUCUUACCAGUUCUUCACAGACAGAUGCACAUACACCAAAUCUUUUACUUCUUAAUUGUGUCAGAGGUAUUUAGUACUUUCUUGGUAUAUAUUGUCUAGCUAAACUUUCUUCCCCUUACUGAUGCUUGCCCCCUUCCUUGCCUUCUCAGCACAGCCCUCAGGAACCUUCUGUUAUCUUGCUGCAGCACUUACACUAAGGCAUCCCAUAAUCCCUGUGUGUCUGCAUUUCUUAGGUGCAUUUCUUCAUUUGUAAAAAUCAUGACCCUCUGUCAUGAAUGUGUUGCAGAUGUAUUUCUUCCGAUAAUGCAGUGGCCACACCAUGAUUUGAACGUUGUCUGGAGCAGAAAGUGCAAUAUGAAAAUUUUUCAUGUUCUGCAGCACUAAUUAUUCAGUAUUUUCAUUACGGCAGGGUCCCAGGAUUACUUCACUGCAUUGCAAUUUUUACACCAUGUACAGUAUUACAUAACAAACCAAGAACAUGUGGUCCACAAUACCAAAAAGUUAGAGAUUAAAGUACUUCUUCCCUUACCUGGCAGAGUAUGACUUGUGGCAAAACAAAAGCAACCAGACACAUACCAUUAUAAUGAGGUGAAAGGACAGCUGAUAGGAAACAUAAACUUCUUGUAGCUACUUUUAGGUGCUCCAGAUCGUUGCAUUCUGUAUACUUUUUAAGUGGAAUAAUUCUUGUUCUUUUCAGUAUUUUUUUUAUUUUUUUUAUUAUUAUUAUUAGUAAAAUUUAUUUUCUUAAGACUGUUUAUGUCUGACUGAAUGCUGAGUUCACUUAUAGAAGAUUUGAAAAUAAAAAUACAGUAAAAAAAAAUAAUAAUUUCUGCGAGGAUAUAGAUUGCAACUGUUCCAAGUGUGUGAGUGGCCAUUGUAUUACUUCUAUGUUAUUUAUUCUGUUGAAAGAUUCUUCAUGGCUUAAAGAAAUAUCAUGCAAACAGGGCUUACAUAUUUUCUUUCUUUUUUUCUUUUAUUUAUUUUGUUUUUUCUCUUCGAAAUACCUAUUAUGUCUUGCUUCUCUAUCCCAAUACUUGAUUAAGGUGUCAGAUUCUCAUAAGGUAAGAAGGCGCUUAAUGCGGAUUAACCUGCCGCUGUUGUCACUUUUUUAGAUAUUUAAAAAAAAACUAUCACAAAGUAUUUGGUUUAGAGUUGAACCUUCUCAUUUCUGCACUAUUUUUUAGUUUCUCAGCAGAAUUCACUAUUGUGUGUUUGCUCAAGAAGUUAGCGGAAUUCUAUUUUAACUCUUUAUUAAUAUUAUGUAUAAUGUGGCAAAUAUAUUUUUGAUGUACAGUUUGAAAAUGUGAAAAAUGUUUAAAUGUAAGUGUACUUGUUAAGUGUUGCAUAAAAGAGAUAUGAAGUGUGUCUGAGGCGUUUGUAAAUAGGUCUAAAAAACUUUUAGGCUGUGAUCCUCAGUUCUCUAGAAGCUUCUUUGGUCAGAAAAUUUAUUGACAAGUCCAGUGACCAAUUUAAAUUAUUUAAAAACCCAAUAAAGAUCACAAUGGAAUA
Molecule: messenger RNA, 19069 nt
Organism: Portunus trituberculatus (swimming crab)
Lineage: Eukaryota; Metazoa; Arthropoda; Malacostraca; Decapoda; Portunidae
Gene: spen
Product: protein split ends-like
Exons: 19
Coding region: 129-16247 (5372 amino acids)
Biological process (GO): regulation of transcription by RNA polymerase II
Cellular component (GO): nucleus
Molecular function (GO): mRNA binding
Source: RefSeq, a predicted model, not a curated record